AUGCAUUGGCUAUUCAUAGGAGGCGCCUUUCUUUCUCUAUUCCUCCCAACAACUGCCUCACCCUCCACAAUCGUUGACCACGGCCACUGGAAUGAACUCCGCGGACUCACCAACCCUCCACGUAAUACCUCUCAGACGCACAAAUCCAGCCCUCCUAUCAUAAUCGACACUUUCCAGAACCCACUACACAAUGACCUGGGCUUUUGGCACGGCUCCGGCGAAAACCUCACCGUCCAACAUGGACCGGGAUUCAUCAAACUGUCUCCAACAGACCCGGAUCAAAACUACCAUACCCAGUUCGAUACGAAUGCCUGCUACAGCUUGAUGGGGUGGUAUAAUGAGUUUCUACAUGUCAUAUUUGAAGGCACGGAUCAAUUCAGCGUCUCUUUGAACCAACACAAUGACGAGUGUAACCCACGUCGCAGUCCCUUCCCUGGUGUUGCGGACUCUGUCCAGGCAGAGCGGUAUGUGGUGCAUCCAGCCUCGGAACUAGCAGGCGGAGGAGAUGAUGGGGAUGACGAUGACUGUGAUGAGGAGGAUGAUUGCGAUGAUGAGGAUGACUGGGAAGAGGAUGAUGACCUGGAAGCAGAUGCCCAGGCCAGAAACUAUCUCAAGAACGCAGGAUCUAAGGAUACCCGACGCAAGCACCCAGGCACAGCCAAGAUCCCAACAGGCCGUCGCGAGCUCUUCAUUCCGCUCAGCCAUUUCAACGUUGAUUUCCACCGCGUCGUGUCCUUCUCAUUCCACGGCUUCUACACCAAUGAGUCCGUGACUCUCCAUCUUGUUGAAAUUGUUCCUGCUGUCCCACAGCCGACGCAGGAGAAUGGCCAUUACCGUUUGCCCGGCAAGCUGCCUAGUGGGAGAUUGGUGCUGCGUUGUUCGCGGCCGGGUUCCUUUGCAUUUGGUAUUGACGACGGCCAGCCACAGUUCUCGCAGGAAGUCAUGCGGAUGCUGGAUGAGGAGAAUGUGCGGGUUACCUUUUUUGUUGUUGCGGCUGGACUGCGUGAUCAGACGACUAAUUUCACUGAGUUUUAUAAGGAGAUGUUGAGGAAGGGCCAUCAGGUGGCAUUUCAUUCUAAUACUCAUCCUAAGAUGGAGGCAUUGCCAACACUUCGUGAUAUCGACGACGAGAUUAUCCAGACCAUAGCAACCUUCAAGGAAAAGCUGGGAAUUGAAUCUUCAUACUUCCGUCCACCAUACGGCACAGUAGCUGCCCGGCUGCGACAGCAGCUCGCUCGACACAUCCCAAACCCGUACAUUGUGAAUUGGAGCGUUGAUGUCGAAGACUGGUUGUGGGCCAAUACCACUACGCCGGAGAAACAGCUUGACGCUUUCUACCGCAGCGUGGGCUUGGGUGGUAACCUGGCGGUCAUGCACUACUUGAAUCCUACGACUAUUCGGUACUUGCCUCAGUUCAUUCGACAUGUCAAGAGUGCUGGAUACCAGAUUAUGCGUAUUGAUCAGUGUUUGGAAGAUGUGUCUGCUCCACCGCUGUAG
Messenger RNA from Penicillium bovifimosum, 1497 nucleotides. Its product is annotated as polysaccharide deacetylase family protein. Gene Ontology annotation, biological process: carbohydrate metabolic process. Gene Ontology annotation, molecular function: hydrolase activity, acting on carbon-nitrogen (but not peptide) bonds. The record is from RefSeq and is a predicted model, not a curated record. The transcript is spliced from 3 exons. Bases 1 to 1497 code for a protein of 498 amino acids. Lineage: Eukaryota; Fungi; Ascomycota; Eurotiomycetes; Eurotiales; Aspergillaceae.